UGGAGGGUUACUACGGCACCACCGCAAUGAUUAAGCUUUUCGGACCUAAAAAGAGGGGAGGGGUGGUCUCAGAGCUGCCGGAGACGCCGGAAAGCUGGAGCGCCAGGGUUCCUGUACUCCCCUCAUAGCAAAACGGUAAAACGGAAAUCCUGUUCCAGCGGAGCCAGCAGUCCGGGUGGAAGCGGUGUCCCUGAGGCUACACUCUGGGCAGCAAAGGGAGCAUCCUCGCCUGGUAAGAGGGAGAAGAGAAACUUGCCGCGUACCUCCCGUGGUGCUAAAGACUGGAGCCCACCAGCUGCGCUGCAGAAACUGCUAAUACCUCGGAGCAGCGGGAACGUUCAUUUAUUUUCUUACCAGACUUUUGUCUUAAACAUGGGCAAACACACCGCCUUCAGAGUUGUGUUUACCUGGUCCACAAGGGCGCCUUUUGCUUGAAGAUAUGUUUGAUGCUUCCAGUAUCUGAAUUCUGAUAGCUGCUUGGCAUAAUAUUUAAAGAAAACUGUUAAUUUGCUUUCUCCUUGAUUGGGCCGGAAAUACUAUUUUUUGUCUUUCGGAUGUUGAUGUUGACUAUGCCUUUUUAGCAUAUUGAAAUGGCUGUACCGAAAGACGGCAUCCCUUCCUUGUCGGAAUGCCAGUGCGGGAUCUGCAUGGAAAUUCUGAUUGAGCCCGUAACACUGCCUUGUAAGCACACAGUCUGUAAUGCAUGCUUCCAGUUGACUGUGGAAAAGGCGAAUUUAUGCUGUCCCUUCUGUCGUCGCCGGGUCUCUUCGUGGACCCGGUACCAUACCCGAAGAAAUUCUCUCAUCAAUAAGGAACUGUGGGAGAUAAUUAAAAAGCACUAUCCAAAGGAAUGCAAGCUUAGAGCCUCUGGGCAAGGAUCAGAAAAAAUCGUUGACGACUCUCGGCCAGUUCAUCUGUUAAGUAAACCCGGGGAAUUGAGAAGAGAAUACGAAGAGGAGAAAAGCAAGGUGGAGGCAGAGCGACGAGCCAAUGAGGAAGAAGAAAACAAAGCCAGUGAAGAAUACAUACAGAAAUUAUUGGCAGAGGAGGAAGAAGAAGAAGAAAGACAGGCAGAAAAAAGGAGAAGAGAGAUGGAAGAACAGUUGAAAAGUGAUGAAGAACUGGCAAGAAAACUAAGCAUUGAUAUUAACAAUUUCUGUGAGGGAAAAGUCUUGGCUUCUCCGAUGAAUUCCAGAAAAUCGGAUCCAGUCACAAGCAAGUUGCAAAAGAAAGGUAAAAGACAAACAAAUACUGGAGAUAUUCAGAAGUAUUUGUCACCUAAACCUCCAUUUGGGUCAGCAUCACAGUCUGAAGUUGUACAAGAAGACAAGAAAAACUCCAUGUCUAAGGAAACUGACAGUAGUGAUGUAAAAAGCCCUAAGUGGCAAGAAAUUGAGGAAGAUAUGCCAACACUUUCUCCGCAAUUAUGCCUUGAAAUUCAAGAACAAGAUAUAAAGUCUUCAAUAGAGUCACCUAUGCCUCAGUUAUGUGCCAAUGGUACAGAAUGGUGCGUUGAAGGAGAAGUCAAAAUGAGACCAAGCAAUCAUGAUAAAGAAUUGUGUGUCACAAAUCACGAGGGACCUGAGGCCAGAGUUCCCUACUCUAGAGAAGCUGCAGUUAAGCCUUGUGGCAAAACAGAGAAUGGAUGUACUUUAUCAGAUAUGACACAAAUAAUUGGAAAUAACACAGUCGAGACAGAAAAUGAAGAGUCUCGCCUACUGAUCGAUAAGGAAGAUAUUUCCAAAAGAAAAAACCAAGAGUCUUUGUUUGAAGCAGUCAGGGAUCCAUGCUUUUCUGCAAAAAGAAGGAAAAUGUUCCCCUCAUCUUCCUCAGAGCAAGAAGAAACAGAAAUCAGCUUUACCCAAAAACUGUUAGAUUUGGAACAUCUAUUUUUUGAGAGACAUAAACAAGAAGAACAGGACAGGUUAUUAGCAUUACAAAUUCAAAAAGAAGUGGAUAGAGAACAAAUGAAGCCAAACAGGCAAAAAGGAUCCCCAGAUGAGUAUCAGUUACGUACCACGCCCUCACCGCCAGAUAAAUUGCUAAAUGGGAAGAGGAAUAAUUCCAAAGAUAGGAACUUAAAAGGACAAACUGAUGUAGAGCAUUCAAAACCUCAAAGAGGCCCAAAAAAUGAACCUUGGCAACCUCCUUCUUUUAAGAUCCAGUUGAAACAUUCAGUUAAUGUUAAUGGAAGAAAGAUGCCAAAUUCUGCUAGAGAGCAUUGUAAUGUAUCUAAAAGUGCUCAUUCCCUACAGCCUAGUAAGUCGCAGAAAAGUAUUUUCCAGAUGUUUCAGAGAUACACAGAGUAAUGCAUGAGUGGAGGGGAUAUUUUAAAAUCUAUAUAAAGCUGGAUUGUGAUGCUCUUACUAUUACAGAAUGUGUAUAAUUUUUUUUUAUUCUGCUCUGUGGGCACACUCAUUGUCUAUAAUUGAAGGACUGUGCAAUUACGAGGGAGGAGUGUAUAAAUGUACUUCUGCCAAAGUCACUGAUAAACCAGAGUCCUGAUUCUUUAUUAAUAACUGAUGUGCAAAGUUGGACAGUCUUUAUAGAUAAUAGAUGCAAAAAUCCCUGGGCCAGUUCCCAAGAAAUCCUCGAGUGCCAUUCUCUUUCCAAAAAAAUGUGUGUUUUAUGCCCUUGCUCACAUUUUUUACCUGAGUAUAAUCUUGCUUUGAUUAUACCAAGUAGUUAAGGAAUCAGGUUUAAAAUCUGUUGUUUUGCUAUUUUGCCUUGUAUUUGUAGAUCACUUGAAAUGUAUCUUCUAUAACACUAAAGUAAUCUGAUUUUUAUCUUUUUAAUUACUUUAAGCAUUAUAGCAUUUUAUUUAAAAUGGAUUAGCAUCACAUGAAAUCAGUGUUUUCUGGAAAAUUAGAAUUGAGCGAGAGGAAAUUAAAGGAGUUUAGACUAGAGGGGAGGCUGAGUUAGAGCAAACUGAUAACUGGGAAGGACUGGAACUGAGUGGGUGAUCAGAGACUGGGUCCAGGGUGGAACAGCGGCUACAGUUGGGCAUAGUUGGGCAGAGCAUCCUCCCUCCCUCGUUCUUUGCUAAAUGACACAGAAAACGUUGGGGUUUUACGGCUUGUCACACCAUAGUAACUGGUGUCAAAAUCAAAAUUAGGUAUUAAAUAACCUGAAAUUUUGGAAAUUAACAUUUCUAUUAGUCUUCUAUUCCAGAAAAAAAAUAUGGGAAUUUACUAUAGGGAAGUUAAAUCACAAUAUACUAUGUCGUGGG
Messenger RNA from Pteronotus mesoamericanus, 3229 nucleotides. RefSeq names its product ring finger protein 168 (gene RNF168). Gene Ontology annotation, molecular function: nucleosome binding; ubiquitin-protein transferase activity. The coding region runs from base 591 to 2309 and encodes 572 amino acids. Lineage: Eukaryota; Metazoa; Chordata; Mammalia; Chiroptera; Mormoopidae. The record is from RefSeq and is a predicted model, not a curated record. The transcript has 6 exons. Gene Ontology annotation, biological process: protein ubiquitination; double-strand break repair. Gene Ontology annotation, cellular component: site of double-strand break; nucleus.